Mercenaria mercenaria is the source of this 2080-nucleotide messenger RNA. RefSeq lists its product as uncharacterized. NCBI's taxonomy places the organism in Eukaryota, Metazoa, Mollusca, Bivalvia, Venerida, Veneridae. Bases 176 to 2080 code for a protein of 634 amino acids. The transcript has 9 exons. The record is from RefSeq and is a predicted model, not a curated record.
AACAUGUCAUGCAAGUUGUCACUGCAAGAAGAAAAUGUAUUGAAGUUAAAGUAACAAAAUAUGGUAAAUAACAGUAGGUGUGUUAAAUAAUUAAAACCUUGACAACCGAUAUAUGUCAAAAAGGAAUUAAAAAAAUUAGAAAAGAUAUGAGAAGUUGAAGAUAUUGAAACAUACGAUGUUGCUCAAGUAUCAAACCUUGGCCAUUUUUCUCUGUCUUGGUGUUUACUUUACGCAUGCGCAGUCAACCUCAACACCAAGCACAAUUCCUGGACGUGUGUUUGAGAUGGAAAAGGAGGAUUUGAUCUUGCUAAAUGUUGCUGCAAAGGGGCGCGUUGUGGAGCUGUUAGCCAAUGAACUUGCACGAACCGAGAUCAUCCGGGCACUUCUUGUGGAGUAUGGGCGGGAAUGUGUGGAGAACGUGACAUUGCUGGAGAAACAUUGCCUUGAUUGUAUGAUGGACAGAUGCAGUAACAGAAUGUCCGAGUGUCACAUUGAUGGUCCCCCGUUAUCAGAGGUCAUCAACCAUAGCCCGAGUCCUAUCCAGGGACUACAGUUCUUGUCAAAGUCACCCAGAGUUGUGGACGAGGGAAUGAAGAAUUUUGCUAAUAAAGCUCGCACAGAUAUAUUAAAAGACGUUCCGGAAACACUACGAGAACAAAGUGAGGCAAUAAUGCACUCAGAAGUAGACCAGAGUUUACAAGAUCUUAAUGAAAACAUGAACACAGAACGAGCGUUACAAAAGCUCAGUUUGCACGUGCAAAAGGCGGCUGAAAAUGUAAACAAGCUCCCGGACGUUGGUGAUAAACUUGGUACUAUUAUCGUAGAAAAUGAAGAUCACGCGAUCAACUUAGCAGAGUUACUUGCAAGGAGGCUGAAGAGUUCUCGCCCUUUCUUGGAAUCCAUCAACCAUAACGGUGCACGUGUCAUCGAGCAAAUGCCGUCAGUACUCGAUAAAGUUGGGGAACGUGUUCAAGUGUUCAAACAGAAAGUAUCUGGCGUUUUUAACAAAGUUCUCGAUACCUUCCACAGAGUCAUGGAGGACCCUGAAACUCCAGUGGUGAACGGAAACCUUCAGCAGCAGAAUGGAAUAGGGCAAGGUUUUAACAAUCGAGGACCAACAGGCAUGCCGGGUGUGAAUGGCAUCCAGUUCCCUAGGCAACAAGGUCAAUUUAGAGGUCCAUUUCCCCCGAGACAACAAUUCCAAAAUCAGCAAUUUCAACAGCCACAGUUCCCCAAUGGUCCUGGUGGUCAAUGGCCAAAUGUAGCUACCAAACAGCAAGCGCUGCAGAAACUUGCAUUUAAUCAAGGGCAAACAAGACAAAAUCCACAAUUUAACCAAAUCCGGCUUCCUCCAACUCCACAAAAUAUGAAUCCAGCAUUUAGAAACGCUCAGGAUCUUUCACAACUACAGUCUAACCAGAUCCCUGGAAGUAUCGCCGCAACUGUUCCAAGUCCCGGUCAGAUGUCACCAGGCAGGCGUCGCAGACACACAGAUCCUGACUGCAAGCGCCUAAAGGAUGACCCAGACACGUACUGCCGAACGUACGAGUCGCUUUGUCACAACUGUACCUUAGAGAAACGGCUACGAUUUGAAGUUUGUGGUGAGGGUGUAGAGAAAGCGCGUGAUGAAAUAAAGAGAAUGGACAAAUCUGUGGAGAGCUACCUUAAAGCGUAUGAAGACUAUAUUGCUGGCGGUAAUCUUGUUCUAAAGAUUGAACUGAACACGACGAACCGCCUCCAUAAGACAAACUCGUUUUAUGACGCUUUCAUAACUGCUAAAAUUGGACCGUCAAUAUUCCGAUACGUUACAAAAAUGAUUUUGAAUAUCAACGACAUAAGGUCAACAGGAUUACAAAUCGGUGAUGAAUUGUGGGAAAAACUCUGGGAAAAUGAUGUUUUUGUUGAAGCAAGAAAACCAGAAAUUGUGCCAGAAACUUUUAAUAUCAUGGGACAAGUUCACAUUGAAGAAGUUCACAAAGCGCAUGCUCACAGAGACCAAACCGGAAGUGCUUCAUACGCACGUGCAGGAUGGACUUGUUUCGUUUCAGCUGUAUCUGCAUUAAUUCUUGUGAUUUUGUAG